GGUUGCGGAGCUGAAGGGGAGUUAGAGCGCAGCCCGAGAGUCGGCAUUGCACGGGGAACGGGAGCAGCAGCGCUAGCGGGAUCGCAAGCCGGAGCGGGGCGCGCAGACACACACACGGCGAUGAGCAUGUUGGUGUUGAUCAAUAAGCUGCUGGACUGGUUCAAGUCUCUGUUCUGGAAGGAGGAGAUGGAGCUGACGCUGGUUGGCCUGCAGUACUCGGGCAAGACGACGUUUGUCAACGUGAUAGCGUCUGGCCAGUUCACUGAAGAUAUGAUUCCGACAGUGGGUUUCAACAUGAGGAAGUUGACUAAGGGAAAUGUCACCAUAAAGAUUUGGGACAUUGGUGGUCAGCCAAGAUUCCGAAGUAUGUGGGAACGUUACUGCCGAGGAGUCAAUGCUAUUGUCUACAUGGUGGAUGCUGCAGACUUUGAAAAGAUUGAAGCUUCAAAGAACGAACUCCACAACUUAUUAGAUAAACCACAAUUGCAAGGAAUUCCUGUAUUAGUCUUGGGCAACAAGAGAGACCUUUCCAAUGCUUUGGAUGAGAAACAGCUGAUUGAGAAAAUGAACCUAUCUGCCAUCCAGGAUCGAGAAAUCUGUUGUUACUCAGUGUCCUGCAAAGAGAAGGAUAACAUAGACAUUACACUACAGUGGCUUAUUCAGCACUCCAAGUCGAGGCGUUGCUGAGAAUGGUCUUGCUUAGCAGAAGAUCAUAAACAGCUUGUCCAUCCUACAUACCUUGGAAGAAAGUUUGGAAGAGCAAAACCUAACUCAGCUGGGACUGAGUCUUUCAACCCCCCCAGUUCCUGUUAUUAUGGACCUCAAAGAUUUCUUCUUUUGGUUCCCUCUGACUUCAGGCCAUUUUCUACAUUUAAAAGGAAAAUUGAUUUGUGCCAUUCAACAGUAAUGCAGAGUAAUCACAAACCACCUAUGUAAGCCCCAGACACGUGACUUCGUUAUUUGAAUGAUGUCUCUGUUUAUAAAAAAUGCAAAUUGCCUAUACCCUAUUUAACAGGGUGCUUAUUCUAGUUGUGUAUUUUUCAUUUUGCAUGUGAUGUUUUCGUACAAUGCAUUAUUUCUGUGAAGGAUUACUGAUCAAAAAUGCUCAGCUCUAUUUAAAAUAACUUUGGAUUAUUUGAAUACCAGUGAAGAUAAUACUGCUGCUAUAGUAAGAAUAAUCAUAUUGUGAGAGUGGAUUUUGGAGCAGACUGGUAAGUUUUUGUUGAUAGGGAGAAAUGGCUUCACUUCCCCAUUUUGAUGGAGGUAUGGAUUGCACUCUUAAUAUGGAGACUGGAAAUAGCUCUAAAAUGCUUUUAUUCUUCUCAAGCACUGUUUGAAUAUUCAGCUCUGCAGGAUAUCAUCAGUUUUUUUUUCAUAUUUAAAUUUCAUUCAACUAUUUGCUUUUGUAAACAUGUAAAAAGAAAUCAGUUGAUACUGAUUUGAAGGAAAUUGGAGAUUGAUUUAAAUUCAUGUAAUGCAACACUCCCAGUUCCAUCUUGUAUUCUGCUGACGCCUUUGUGAGUGCAGCACAUGAUAGAGCUACUAUUAAUGUUUUAAUAGAUACAGGACACUACUCAACGAAGUAUAGGAUGGGUCACAUCAGCUCUAUCAGAAAAAGAACAAAUUUGAACAGCCUUCAAUCACAGUCAGUCAGCACCAGAGUGGAGUAGUAUUUACUGAGCAGGAUUUUUUGAUACAUUUUGAAUGAGGAAACACUACAUUAUUUAAACAAGAUUGUUCUUCUGUGGUAACAAAUUUCUGCCACUUUCACAUUUCUCUCCUUUUUUUUCAUUCCCUGAUAAGUUUUGAAAGCACAUUUAAUUAAUGUAACAUUGUCAAGUACAUAUGAGUUGCCUAGCACUUGAACUUGGUGCCUGUGCAGUUAAGCAUUUCCUAACAGAUGCUGAUGAUCAAAACAAGGAACACAUCAGGUUAAGAAGCAUCUUUGGAGGGAAAGGAAUUGUUGACAUUUUGGGUCAAAACUCUACUUCAGAACUACUACACAGGUUCACCCAGAACCAUAACUUUAACUCCAGAUCUCAGUUUCUGCUGUCUCUUAUGUCACCAAAACUUAAGAACGUUUUUGCCAAUGUAAAAAUUGUUUAUUGUAGUAUUAGUAUGACAAAAAUCUGUUGACCUACAAUGAAAUAUGUCAGUUCAAUACUUCCAAAAUCUUGAAUUGUUUCAUUCCUGUCUGUCUUACUGAUUCCUUUCAAGAAAGACAUUUAAUUUGAGUUUACUUAUGUUAGUUGAGGGAAAAUUAUUGGUUUGGGCUCAGAAGAAUGCCCUCAUUCAUUAAACAGCUGUGAUCUUGAUUCUUGAUGGAGUGCCUUGGUUAGUCUCAUCCAAAAUCCAUGACCUGUUACAAUCUAGGACUUACUUAGCAUUCCACUGAUAUGAAACUGGGUUGUGUUUGGUUGGAGUGUCUUUUGAAUUUGCAGCAUACAAGCUGAUGUUUGAUGAUUUACUGAACACAAUAUCUCAACUAAGUGAAAGGUACUUACCACUUUAAAAAGAACGGAGGGAAAGUUUAUUGAAAAUGGAUAGCAUUUCUAGUGCCAGAAUUUCCUGUUCUGAAAGCUGAAUGGUUUUCUGUUCAAUAAGAUUUCUUCAUUCCUUUUCAAUAGUAAAACAAGUAACUGCCAACACUUUUAAAACAAAUUACUUUAUGCUUAAAUCACCAUGACAAUUUAAGGCACUGUUUUACAUUUUAUACAUUUUUAUUUAAUGCAUCCUUAGAAGUUUUAAAAUGAACAUUCUGAUUUAUUAAAGAGGAUAAAAUCUCAAUAAAUGUGCAAAAUCUGAGGUGUUGAAAUAUAGAAAUAACUGCAGUUAAUGUUGAGAAUGAAUUUCCUUUUUUUUAAGGGUUAGAAGCUUAUUUUCAGGACCCAAGCAGCAAGUUACAGUUCAUAUCGCUUACAGGGGUUCCCAACCUGGAGUCCACAGACCCCUCGGUUAAUGGUAGCGGUCCAUGGCAUGAAAAUAGUUGGGAACCCCUGUUAUAAGGUGCAGAAGCAACGUAUUUAACUUGCUUUAUACAAUCUGUUAAUUACAUUUUUCAGUUUAGUAAUUAAAUAAUCAAAUUAAAUAAAUUUGAUGGUUUGAUUGCACCAUUACAAUAAUUCAAUGAAGCCUGGAACAUCUCCAAUUCUUCAGUGAAAAUUACCUGUUGUAAUUGAAAUUUAACUUUAUUACUAAGUGCUGUGGCAUGUAAAGUUUAAACUGAAUAAGUCAGUAAAAUGCUGGGUUUAUUACUCAUGUUCUUCUUUCAUGUCUGCACGUUGCUUCUGCAGGAACACCACCUAUUCAACCUCUCAUACCUAUAUAGAACAUAUUUUAGAUCAUAUUCACAAUAAUUAAAUAAAGAUGAACCUCUAAGCUCUUCUUGUUCAGUAUAUUUAUAUUGAAAAAUCAGUAAAUUUGCAUUGUAACUACUGUGAUAAUAUGCUUAUACUCAAUUUUAAAUGGUGAACUUUGAUGUAUUUCUCUACUACCAGAAUCACGCUUUCAAUCUGAUCUAUGAUAUUUGUGUGACACUUUCAGUCCAAUGCAUUGUUACAGUCGUUCUGCAAAAUACAAUUUCAAUUUCCAAUCACUUUUUGAGUAUUUUUCUGAAAUAGUUUUAAUGUACAAUUAAUUUUGCUGGUGUAUGCACUAUGUAUUCUCUUAAAUUAUGCUGCAGUAUGUGUCAUAUAAUCUUGUAUUAACUAAGAUGUCAAAGUAUUUCAAAACAAAAGCAGCAUUUAAUGAGAGAGAGAGAGAGAAAAAUAGAAUGCUAAUUCAAGGAGCCUUCAGCGUAGUAGGGUGUGAGGUGGCCCAUGGGGAGUACAAGCUCCAAACGUGGACCAGUUGGACCAAGUAGUCUCAUUUGUUCUCUAUCAUUUGUCCAGCACCGGGAACUUGAACCAAUUGGUAGCUCUUUCAAGAGUCCACAAGAUCAGAAUCAAUCAAAGUGUUCCCUUCCAUGGUGUAUAAUUCUAACCAAGAAUCUAACAUACUAGCAAUCAGUAGGCCCUAUUCUUGAUCAGCUUUUAUAUUGGAAGGAUGAACUUGUAAUGCUCAAUAUUCCAACUAAUGUUUAUGUGCAUCUGCCACUGCAUUAUGUCUGGGUAUUUCACACUGUUGCUGACUGGAACAACUUGUUUUUUAAAGUUUAGUAAUUUUUAUUUUCUUGAUAGUCGUGGUAGAAAAGUUUGUGUAUAUUUACAGACUAAACUUAUAAAUUCUAUGAUAACAAUGAAAUGUAAUGCUAUUAAAAAACUGAGAUGAAUCUUAAGUACUGUUAUUUCAAGUAGAGACUGGAUUAUUGUGAUUGAUUGCUUCAGUUCUAAAAAUCUGUAUAUUUUUUCAGGAUUAAUCAAAUACAGAAGACAAUUUUUUAGUUAAUGGGAACUAACACAUUCAAAAUGAGGUGAUGAAUUUGGAACAGUGGGUUAGAUGCAAAUUUGUUCUGUUAUUUUCAGGGCUUGCUAUGUGUUGCAGAAUUAGUUUUAUCCAAUACUGAUGUUUAACAUCAUCCACUCACUAACCUGAUUUUGUAAGGGUAGGCUGACUGCUCAUUUACAGUUUGGUAAUGCAGCCUUUUUAUACAGAUGACAUCGUUCUGUUUUUUUUGUUAAGGAGACUGAGAACCCUGCAAAGAGGUCAGCAGUCAUCAGCAAAUUCCAAUUUCUAAUCAGCAUGGUGAAUAUAUAUAUUUUGGCCACAGGUUAAAUUUAUAUUCUGCCUAUUUUAAAAUUGAAAUAGUUAUUAUAGAAUGUUAUAUGAACCAAAUAGCUUGCAUGUUGAAUAUUUACAAUCUAGGAUUUAGAAGCCAACCAAAAUUUUCAGAUUCCUAAAAAUAAGAAAUAGGAGCAGGAGAACAUGAUAUGAUUCUCUAAACCUGCUCCUCCAUUCAAGGAUACAUAUCUGAUUUGAUCUCAGCUCCACUCUCUCAUCUGUGACUCCACUAUAAAUCAGAAAUCAAAGUGGACCUUGAAUAUAAUUGAGUGAAUCAGACUCCAUAGAUCUCUCAGGUAAAGAAUUCCAAAGAUUUGCAAACUCUUGACAGAAUAAAUUUGUCCUAUUCUUUGUGUGAAGUGGAUAGCUCCUUAUUCUGAUGUUUAAUCUCUCUUUCCCCCUGCUCCCACAAUUUCAGAUUUCCCCUUGAAGGAGUACAUCAUGCCAAAUCCCAUCAGAGUAUUAUAUACAUCAGUGAUAAUAUCUCUUUUUACACCAUAGGGUAUAGACUCUAGCUAUUCAGAUUUCACUCAGAAACCAAUGCCCUCAUCUCAGAAAUUAACCAAGUGAACCAUUGCAAGUGUGUCUCUCCGAUAAUAAGGUGACCUGAGGUAAGCGGUGUCAAUUACUAGUAAACAGUACAGCUACAUUCAAGACAUUUAUAAACUGGCCUUAAUUAUACAGAGGUUAGCAUUGUACUUCCUUUUGCAGCUUGUAUCUGUAUGCUUAAAUUGUUUUUCAUGAAUAAAGACACCCAGAUAUCUCCCUAUUGCAGUUUUGAGUAGGACUAUUUAAAGAACACAUUUUCCCAUUCUCCCAACAAAAUGGAUAUUCCUUCUGCAAAUUUUGCCCAUUCUCUGGCUUAUUUACAUAUUUCUGACUGUCACAUUUCACCACUUCACAUCAUCAUAAAGCCUGACUACACUCUGUUCCUUCAGCCAAGUCAUUAAAGUUGAUUACAAGACUUUCUUCUUAAGUAAACCUUUAGACUGAAGAAUGAUUAGCCAUCAUUCCAAUGUUGUUUUAACACAAGAUUACUGUAACAUCAGCUAACACAUGUUCUCAACAGUAAAGUCUCAGUUUGUGACAAGGAAGCCCAAGAUAAUUGUAGAAAAGGCUGUAUAUGUACCAUCAAAGGAUGUAUCUAUGUACUUUUGCCAGUCUAAGUAGUUAUGAUCUAUCAUUGAUCCUUACAAUAUCCCAACGGUUGAAGCUCAUCAACCCAAAAAUAACAAGCCAAUACUCUCUUAUCCUAGUAUCUCAGCAGGCUCCAUCAUUACUGAACAGCAACCCAUCCUACCUCACCCCCCCCCCCCCCCCCCCGCCCCCACAAACUUUGAGUUUUUGCCUUCUCCAGUCCUUUUGGUGUGGCACUUACCAUGAACUUUGCAGAAGGCAUUUGAUAUCUACUGAAUUUGACUUGAAAGAAAACCAUCCCUGAUGCCUGUGAAUUGUAGAUUUAUCAGCCUUGCAUAUUUCCUUGUAUUAAAAAAAAAACUGGAUAUAAUCAGAGGCAUGAAGAGGGGAAAUCUGAGGUCUGGGGCUUCCGUUGGUCAAAGUUGACCAUGGAUAGUGUCUUAGCUGUCUGGAUAUGCAAGCUGUUGCUCAUGUAGCAAGUUUCCCUCUCCAGACAUCUGAUGAACUCAAAAGCAAUGGCAAAGACAGACAAAGUAUGAUACCAGCAGCAUCACGGGAGUUCCCAGUAGGACUGCCUUAAGGACUCCAGCUCUGGAUAUUUCUCUUUGGGUUUACUCCCGAAGGCUUCCCCAUGAGUGUUUCUCACCGGAAGGCAGCAGAGGUUUGCGAUCAGCGUUUUCUUUCUCCUAAAUCACAGCUCACAAUCCCCAUCUGCUGAAGCAACUGGUUUUAAGGUACCAGUAACCUGCCUUUGCCCCUUCUCCUGUCAGUAGAAACACUUCUACUGGACUUAGUAGCUCAGCCACAUGUGAAGGCCAGAAGCUGGACUUGGUUGUGAGAGGCUGUUUGAGGCACAAGCCAUUGGGAGCAUUUAACAGGUAGAGGGAGCUUGUCCCCACUAUCACCCUGGUUAUAACAACCUUAAGGAACCAAAAGAGGAAAAAGGGCAUUCUAUUGGGCAGAGUGAAAUCAUGCUGGAAUAUGUAAUGCACGGAUCUCUAAUUAAUCCAUUGGAAUUCCCAAACUGACUGAAUAUGGAGGUCCUGGAUUCUCUGCAAUGAUGAGUAUGGCUGAAACUGUAGAUUACUGACUACAUUAGAUUACAUUACUUCAGCUAUGAAUAACAAUGUUUUAAUAAGAAAUAAAUAUAUGGAUUAAUUCCUGUUUAUGCUUCCUGACACAAAA
Molecule: messenger RNA, 7041 nt
Organism: Hypanus sabinus (Atlantic stingray)
Lineage: Eukaryota; Metazoa; Chordata; Chondrichthyes; Myliobatiformes; Dasyatidae
Product: ADP-ribosylation factor-like protein 8B-A
Exons: 7
Coding region: 121-687 (188 amino acids)
Biological process (GO): anterograde axonal transport; protein transport
Cellular component (GO): lysosomal membrane
Molecular function (GO): GTP binding; GTPase activity
Source: RefSeq, a predicted model, not a curated record